AUGGCCAGUGCUUCUAUACCACACACUAAUGUGGGAAGUGGCUGCACUAUCAUUACUCAGGUUGUUCCCUCAUCAACAGCUCCAGCUACAGUGGAACAAAUUUCCCCUCAGACGAAAAUCCUCUUGGAGACAUUCCUAAAAAGAGAACCCAAAGCACUUGGAACUGUCCAAAUAAUGAUUGGUGUGAUAACAAUAUUGUUUGGCAUUGUGAUUACGGUCUAUCCUUGGAACUUCAGUGCAUGCUCUGGAGUUGUAUUCUGGAGCUCAAUGUUUUACAUCAGCACUGGAUCUUUGGCUGUUUCAGGGAGCAACACGCUUAAAACAUGUGUGGUAAAGGCCACGCUGAUGAUGAACAUCCUUAGCAUAAUAAUUGCAGGAAUCGCCAUAAUUAUCCUUUAUCUGGAUUUGACAGUUGGGAAAUUUCUUUACCCCUGCAAUGACAGCCCUAGUCUUUUAACAGAGAGCCGUACCAAUGGAAUCACAGGUGUUUUGCUGUUUUUUUCUGCGCUUCAGUUUGCCAUCUCUGUUGCAAUUUUAAUUUUUACUUGCGAAGCUAUCUGCGCCAAUGGACCGACUAUGUUUUUUGGGGGGGGCGCUAUUACCAUUUCGCCAGAGCUGGCGGAAUGGCUGGAUGGCAGCGAUGAGCAGAGAGAGACAAGGGCGCGACAGAGCUGGGAAGGCUGCAGGCUCGCCAUUCGGCGGACGCCGUUCAAAGGUGAGGCAGCGGGGAGCUACAUGGUCCCAAGCACCGACCAAGAUGCACGGGCCGAGGAGGUCUGGCAGGACGGUGGCGAGGAUCAACCGGGAGACGACUACACGUUUUUGACGCAACAAAAUAGGGAGUGCAUUUCAGACCUGCGGGAGCAGGUGGCGCAGCUCCAAAUGCUGCUCGUCCAGUUUCGGGAGAGCCACGCAGUAGUCCCGGAGGUUCUCCCUCUCCCUAAUCUGAAAGACGCACUCCUCUUAGCCGCCGCCGUGUAA
Messenger RNA from Clarias gariepinus (North African catfish), 981 nucleotides. RefSeq names its product high affinity immunoglobulin epsilon receptor subunit beta-like. Lineage: Eukaryota; Metazoa; Chordata; Actinopteri; Siluriformes; Clariidae. The record is from RefSeq and is a predicted model, not a curated record. The transcript has 7 exons. Gene Ontology annotation, cellular component: membrane. Bases 1 to 981 code for a protein of 326 amino acids.